Molecule: messenger RNA, 493 nt
Organism: Nerophis ophidion (straightnose pipefish)
Lineage: Eukaryota; Metazoa; Chordata; Actinopteri; Syngnathiformes; Syngnathidae
Gene: rbx1
Product: ring-box 1, E3 ubiquitin protein ligase
Exons: 5
Coding region: 80-406 (108 amino acids)
Biological process (GO): ubiquitin-dependent protein catabolic process; protein ubiquitination
Cellular component (GO): nucleus; cullin-RING ubiquitin ligase complex
Molecular function (GO): ubiquitin protein ligase activity; zinc ion binding; cullin family protein binding
Source: RefSeq, a predicted model, not a curated record
AAACGUCAUUGAAAGGACACCGGAAGUUGUAUCUUCUUGGCGGAAGUCCGACUUAAUCUGGCCAGCUUAACGCUACAAGAUGGCAGCAGCGAUGGAUGUCGACGCACCGAGCUGCUCCAGCAGCGGGGCGAGCAAGAAGCGAUUCGAAGUGAAGAAGUGGAACGCUGUGGCACUGUGGGCCUGGGACAUCGUUGUGGAUAAUUGUGCUAUUUGUCGAAACCACAUCAUGGAUCUUUGUAUAGAAUGUCAAGCCAACCAAGCUUCUGCCACGUCUGAGGAGUGCACCGUCGCCUGGGGGGUCUGCAACCACGCCUUCCACUUCCACUGUAUCUCCCGCUGGCUGAAGACCAGGCAGGUGUGUCCACUGGACAAUCGAGAGUGGGAGUUCCAGAAGUAUGGACAUUAGCUGCUGCUGUUUGCUUUACCUUUUACCCACAAUGCAGUUCUCCUUGCUCUUUUUUUUCAUGCAAAUAAACCACAAAAUGACAAAUAA